Messenger RNA from Misgurnus anguillicaudatus (oriental weatherfish), 6378 nucleotides. NCBI's taxonomy places the organism in Eukaryota, Metazoa, Chordata, Actinopteri, Cypriniformes, Cobitidae. The record is from RefSeq and is a predicted model, not a curated record.
GAAGUUAAUAGUCUGGUCGAUAUUAACAUCCAGCGUAAAGCAGACCAUGUCACGGGCCGCGCCGCCGGCUGCUUCGCGUGUGCGCGCCUUGUACAUACACACACACACACUCUCGCUUCAUUUGGCAAACACACGCUGCGCGCAACAGUGACAGACGCGACUGGAGAUCUCAGAAUAACAGCGGCCAUUUGAGGCGUCACCUGGAUGUAAAGUCAUCACAUAGCACCGUAAAUAGAUACUGUGCUUGUUAAUUUUUCGAGUUUUAAGGUGAGCUUGACCGUUCAGACACCCGGAAUAUAGACGCGUCAGUCGCAGGCACGCGCGGAACGGACAUUGCGCUUGAAGGAAACCGACUUCGGACGGAUGAGAUAAAGUGGUUCUUCAUACCCGUGAAGCAGUUUUGCUUUCCAAUCCGUUUAUGCGUGGAUUUAUCUUACUGUGGUGACGCGCGUAUCUCGUGUGCGCGCGCGUGUGUGUGUUUGUCUGGUGCGCGUGGUGAUGCUGUGCAUACAAACAAACCUUAGUGAACUUAAUAGGUAAACAAUUUCACUACCGAUUUCUUAUUUGGCGUCUGACAGGAUUAUGUAGCCAUGUUAUUCUCACACAUAUAACGUUGUUGGGACGUAAACGUGGUUGAUUUGGACCCACGUAUCUUGAGGAAAAGAGAUGGUGAUGAUGGAGAUACAGUAACAUGUGCUUGAUGCAGGUCAACAUCGACGCGUCAUCUCCACGCCCGGUAAAGUGAGCGCUCACCGGCGGGAAAGCGUUUAAAACAAGGUUUGCCUUGAAGUACAACCGCACAUUGGAGGAUAAAUGAUGUCUAAAACCCUAAAGCGAAAAAAACACUGGUCCACGAAAGUGCAGGAGUGCGCCGUGUCGUGGGGAGGUGUCGGGGAGUUUGGAGAUGUCGUGGAGAUCCUCGGAGGCGCCGAGCACGGGGAGUUCCCGUUUCUCGGUCAGAUGAACCUGGAUGUGCUGGUGUGUCACAUCGGGAGACUGCCGUACUACGGAGAUGUGUUGCUGGAGGUGAACGGGACACCUGUCAGCGGACUGACGAACCGGGAUACGCACGCGGUCAUUCGUCACUUUCGGGAGCCGAUCCGCAUAAAGACGGUCAAACCAGGUAAAGUACUGAACAGUGAUUUGAGGCAUUAUCUUAGCUUGCAGUUCCAAAAAGGAUCAAUCGACCACAAACUGCAGCAAAUCAUCCGAGACAACCUGUACCUGCGAACCAUUCCAUGUACCACCAGGCUGCCCAGAGAUGGAGAAGUUCCUGGAGUGGACUAUAAUUUUAUCAGCCUCGGAGAUUUCCGCAUUCUGGAAGAGAGUGGAUUAUUGCUGGAGAGCGGGACUUAUGAUGGUAACUUCUAUGGGACCCCUAAACCCCCUGCUGAACCCAACUUGGUUCAGCCUGACCUGGUUGACCAGGUUCUGUUUGAAGAGGAUUAUGGCUCUGAGGUCCAACGGAAGCGAACCACUUCUGUCAGCAAGAUGGACCGCAAGGACAGUGUCGUUCCUGAGGAGGAAGAAGAUGAAGAGCGACCACAGCUGCCAAACGGCAUCCCGGAGAGAACAGAGGAGUGGAGGAAGGCUGUACCCAGUUACACUCAGUCCAGCGGGGGUGGCAGCACAGGCGGCGGAGGGACUCUGGAACUUCGCACCUGGAGCUCUUUACCCAGGGACGACAGUUUGGAACCUCUGCCGUACAACUGGGAAAUGGCCUACACGGAGACCGGCAUGGUCUACUUCAUAGACCACAACACAAAGUCAACAACAUGGUUGGACCCUCGUCUGGUAAAAACAGCCAAGCUACCCGAACAGUGCGAGGAUGGAGAACUACCAUACGGCUGGGAGGAGAUUGAUGACCCACAGUAUGGCACAUACUAUGUCGAUCACAUAAACCAGAGAACCCAGUUUGAGAACCCAGUUCUAGAGGCCAAGAGGAAACUGGGUUUGGACACUGCAGUCGCAACUCAGAACCAACAGAGGGCAGCAGCUCCUCCAGGUGGUGCGGCUGGUCGGCCCGGGUUCACGCGGGACCCAACCCAGCUGAAGGGUGAACUGUAUCAUACAGCUCUCAAGAAGAGCCAGCAGGGCUUUGGAUUCACCAUCAUUGGUGGAGAUCGAUCCGAUGAGUUCCUGCAGGUCAAGAACGUUCUUGCAGACGGUCCGGCCGCACAGGACAAGAAGAUGGCAUCUGGUGAUGUUAUCGUGGAGAUCAACGGAACGCUCAUCCUAGGCAAGACCCAUGCCGACGUGGUCCACAUGUUUCAGUGCAUUCCCAUCAACCAAUACGUGGACAUGGUCCUGUGCCGCGGAUACUCCCUUCCUCCAGACGUAGAUGUAGACAGUGAGGACCUCCCACCUCCUCCUCCCCCUCCAACGGGAGAAAUCGUAACCGCCGUACCCCUCAUCAACGGCCAGCCGCUGCUGGUCAAAGGCGACGCCCUUCACGGCUCCUCGCAAGAGCUUCACUACGUAACAACAGACGCCAGCGGGCGGCCGGUGGUCGCCGCACUUCCUGCCGGAGGCAGCGGUGCCAACGACAGACCUGAGGGCGGGAUGCUUCAGCCCGAGCUGGUGAGCGUACCAAUCGUGAAGGGACCAGGGGGGUUUGGCUUCGCCAUCGCGGACUGUCCGCUGGGCCAGAAGGUUAAAAUGAUCCUGGAUGAGCAAUGGUGCCGAGGUUUGCUGAAAGGAGAUGUUAUAAAAGAGAUUAACAGACAGAACGUGCAGACGCUAAGUCACACGCAAGUGGUGGAUAUACUGAAGGACCUGCCAGUCGGGAGCGAAGUCAAUCUGUUGGUGUUAAGAGGAGGUCAGACGUCGCCUGUGAAGAGUUUAAGACCCAGACCGGGAAUAAGUGCCAGCACAGAGACUUUGGAUCGUUGCCAUGAUAUCACGACACCUCCAGCUUUGACUUAUCACUCAAACACACUGCCAUGUAGUUCUCCGAAACAAAACACUUCCUUUCACUACAGCAAACCCAAAGCCUUGACAGAGAGCAUAGUAGUGCCUCACUAUAAAGAGCUGGAGGUUUUUAUUAAAAGAGAUCAGGAGACGGGCUUUGGCUUUCGUGUACUGGGAGGAGAAGGAGCCGAUCAGCCGGUCUACAUUGGUGCCAUCAUACCCCAAGGGGCGGCAGAAAUGGAGGGUCGUCUAAGGGCCGGAGAUGAGCUUAUUGGCAUCGAUGGCAUCACGGUGAAAGGGAAAUCGCACAAACAAGUUCUGGAUCUAAUGACUAACGCCGCUCGAAACGGCCAGGUUCUCCUGGGUGUGCGCAGAAAGGUCCUUUACAGAGAUGUGUCAGAAGAAGCUGGGAGCGGGGCACUGGCCCUCGUGAAUGGCUCGCCGCGGCAUCCUCGCAUCCAGAUGCCAAGUGUCAAGGACCAGGAGUCGUUCGAUAUCACCCUGCACCGUAAAGAGAACGAGGGCUUUGGUUUUGUCAUCCUGACCUCGAAAAGCAAACCGCCACCAGGAGUGUGUGUUUCAGUAAUUCCUCACAAAAUUGGCCGCAUAAUCGACGGCAGCCCGACCGAUCGCUGCGGUUUGUUGAGCGUGGGUGACCGCAUAUCCGCCGUAAACGGUCAGUCCAUCGUGGAGCUCUCGCACAACGACAUCGUUCAGCUUAUCAAAGAUGCCGGAAACACCGUCACACUCACCGUGGUCCCCGAAGACGAGUACAAAGGCCCACCUUCAGGAGCAAGCUCAGCCAAACAGAGUCCGGCACCACAGCACAAGAUGCUGAAAUCCGCCAAUCAGGAUGAGAGAUAUAAUUUGGAUAUGGAUGAACUCAGGGACGGGCUCGCUUGGACCGAGUAUAAAGCUCUUCCUAUGAGUGAACAGGGAACGCUGUGUGUCUCAAACUUCAAACAGGGCUGUAUUGCGGUCGAGUUGGAACGUAGUUCUCGUGGUUUUGGCUUUAGUUUGAGAGGAGGAACGGAGUAUAACAUGGGUCUCUAUAUCCUGCGGUUGGCUGAGGACGGCCCUGCCAUACAGGACGGCCGAAUACACGUGGGAGAUCAAGUUGUGGAGAUCAACGGAGAGCAGACACAAGGCAUCAGCCACACCAGAGCCAUCGAGCUGAUCCAAGCUGGAGGAAAUAAAGUUCAUCUGUUACUGCGACCGCAAGCUCUUUUAUCUGAAAACAGUUCUUCAGAAGUUCCUCCUCCUGACCCGCAGGGAUCCAACACUUCCAAAAUUCCCCUAAGUUCCACUCUCCGUCAUCCAUCAUCGCCCUCAGCAAAGAAGAGAACGUCAGACCUGUCAAACUCCAUGGCCCGUUCCCGUGCCUCCUUAGAUCUCGUUCUCCAGGAUCCUCCCCCUAAAGACAGCAAGAAGGAGAAGCGUGCCAAACCACAAAAGCCCAGCACUUCCAGCUCCUCACGGCAGCAGCGCCUGAAGAGUUGGUCCACAGAGAACCUCAUUGAUCUUGAAGAUACGAAGCAACCCAAACCCCCAUCCAAAGCCAAAGACAAAGCUCACAGCUACAAAGAAAAUGUGCCCGAGCGUCCUCAAGGCAAGCAUAGCCGAGUGAGUCGCUCCGUCAGUCCCCGGAAGUCCAAGCCUGAGGGACCGGAAGUAAACACUGGUUUGGAGCGAGGGAGGGAAAAGGAACGCCGCACGAAGACGACGCCAGGGACGAGCGACACUCGUCGAAAACAGGAAACUCGGGGAAGUAAAGAAAAUUUGAUCCAAGAAGGAAAGGAGAGAGGAAGAACCGAAAGAAGACUAAAGGAUGAACGGGUUUAUGAAAGAGAGGUUGAUUAUGGCGUGCAAAAGAAGAAAAAAAACAUAGAUCGACAGCAGUUAAACGGACACAAAGAGGAAGAGAAGAAGAUUAAACAAGGAAAAGAUAAGAGAUCUAGGGAAUCAAAGGAAGACAGCGAGAAGGAUAAGAAGAUAAGAGACAACAAAGAAAUCAAAACAAGCGUAAUUGAAAAUAAAAACAGGAAAGAUACUGUCACCACUGACGCCACCACAGUACCCAACAGGGCAAACCUGGUCUUAGACGGUCCACCGAACAACGUCAUGUGGAAAAUCCCGAACUAUGCUCGCAUUCUCACCCGGGAGGAAGUCAUGCGGGAUGUUUUUGAGUAGCCUGAAAUAUAGGACCUCUAUUUAAACUAGAGACUAUGGAGUUACCCAAACUCGAUUGCAUCUCCGAAGGCACACGUUCAAAUAAUAACACUUGAGGGUAGUUACCGACACACUUAUUGGGAAUGCAUGCUUGCACAGGACAUUUCUUGGCCUUCCAGCCAGCAGCUUUUCCUCCCAUCCAGGUUUUAGAAAGUCUCACACCUGCUAGGCAUCAACAGCGAGUCCUUUAAUGUGUUAGGUUGCUGCUAAUUGAACAUUCACGCUUAUUAAAUACUGCAAUCGGCAGAUUCAUCCGACACAGAGAUUUGAUUCAAACUGCCUAUAUGCAGUUCUUGGGAUCAUUGCUGAUAAACAAAAUCGACGUCGACAGGCAAUUUCUGUGGCUUCGUGGCCAAACGCAUGAAGCUUCACUUUGUCUGGACUUUUCAUUUCCUCCGUGCCAACCGGACCCUACACGCAUCACAAUGCAAUCCUUUCUUAUGCAACUUAACGGACAUCCCAAAUCAAUCGCCACAGCAUCAAUGCAAGUUUUUUGGUCACAAACCGCACUCCCCGAAUCUCCAAAGAUCCGCUUUGUGCAUGCAAAAUAGGACAUAACGGUUCCUUGUUUUGUUGCAUGACUGUACAACCCAUGCAGUUCGUUACCAGACUUUGUAAAUAUAUAUAUGAACUGUCAUCAGGACUGGCGGGACUUUUUAGACUGUUCUCUCUCUUCCAUAUCUUUGGCUCCCUGAUUUCCAAAUAUUAUCAUAUUGCAAAUGACCAGAAACUUGUGCUUUUAAUAUACCAAGAUAAAGAAAUGUUUAUUUAUUGAAAUGUGUAUAUGAACAUAGAUACAUGUAGCUAUAUGAAAUCUUAAAAACGAUUUCGGUGUAGAGAGUCCAAGCACCGUGGUAGUUUUACCUUGUAGCAACGAUGUUUUGACUUAAAUGGUACAUGCAGAUGUAUUUUUAAAUAUUGAAUAUGAAAUCAGAUUUAAUAUGGUUAUAUAAAUAUAUAUAUUUAUUUUAUUCCUUUUCUUGGACACGCAUGUCCGUUUCAUUAAAGGCAAGCAAUUCAACCCCUCAUUUAUAAGAAAGUGCUCAAUUCACGUUUCACUAUAUGAUGUGCUACAUAAAAUUAAAAUACCUUAUUAAUGAAAAUUAUGUGGAAUAAUAAAAAUUCGUAAAACAUUGAAAUGCAUUGAGAAUUUGGGAGUGGAAAAUUGAUUGUAUUUAUUUAAAUAAUGUCACAGUUUUCAAAAUCUUAAUGGCCCAAUAAAUAAACUUUAUUUCAUUU